UGAUCACACUUGCGGUUUGCAAAACAGAAGACUUGCAUGUUGCUGCAAAACACUCCAAUCAACCUGUCAAUCAAAAACAACAUCGGCGUUACCGCAGCACGAAGCAAGAAAGCCAAAAUGGAAGUUGUUGAAACGUUUUUCGUGAGAAGGCCCACUUCCCUUCCCUUCUAUAGUUCGGGUGUUGUAUCCAGAGAUGAGACACGUUUGUGAGAAUAGCUUUUUCUUUAAACAAAAUCUUUGAGAAAUCAUACAUCCUGUAAGGAGCAGCAGAUUUCCUAUAUAAAGCACAGAUUCUGCUCAAUAAAUCACCAGUCUUCUACAGGACACAAAGUAAACAUGAACAAGUCAGUUAUUCUUCUUUUGCUCGUCGUCGGAAUCCUCGUUCUUACUGACACCACCGCUGCCCUUUAUCGUCGUCGUCGUCGUCGUACCGUCGUCUUACGUCGUCGUCGUUUCGGAUGGUGGAACCAAAGCAUAUAUACUAAAAGCAUUGACACUGGAAUAUGGCCCUAUUGACUACGACAUAACGAGAUUAAUCGUCGUCACGCAUGGUUGCUUAUACAAACUCGCGUUACUAGAGACAGAUCGCCGCAUUCAGUAUUUCGGUAUACAUGCUUUGGUAAAAGUAAAUUGUUUAAUUCGAACUUCGAAGUACUACGAUUGAAGAAAUAUAAACAUAUAUUUAAAAUAUAUUCUACAACGUAGAUAUAGAGUUAAAAAAACAAGGUAAGCGGUUAUAAUAAACAAUGUUUGUAAGCUGCUGAAUGUGAUAAAUUUCAGGUUUUGACCACGUUGUAAGACGUUAUUAAACUGGUAUAAGUCGUUUGAUCUUAGGUAUAGCAUUGUUAUUGUAUUUUAUUAUACAUUUAAUACUAGCACAACACAAAUUAAGUAAUCUAUACCAGAGUCAAUAUGGCGGUAUAGAUAUAGACGAUAUUCUGACUUAUAGGUGAUAACUAAUACGAUGUCCAAGAUCUGCUGCAUCACACAUUGUAAAAGGAGAGCCCCGGGAUUGGUUCAUGUUCCAGCAAAACGAUUCUGUGUCGGUAAAGAAUAUGAAUGGGCAGAUAAACUUGAACGGAUUAUUCUUGGGCUGCGAAGCGAUCCAGGCAUCAAGAAUCUUUACCAGCGUGACACUGUUGCCAUUUGCAAGAAUCAUUUUGCUUCACCAACAGAUUUUCGAAUAGCUCCUGGAGGAUAUGAAACAUUGGCUGUUGGUGCAUUGCCUACCCUAGAUUUGACGCCAAAGAGUAUCCCAUCGACAUCAGCAACAUCCAGACCAGCUCCCAAAGAACGAUUUUACAUUCCAAAAAUUUAUCACAACAGUUAUAAUGUUUUAUUAAAAGCUAUGAAACGAGAAGUUGAGAAAAGAGAAGACUGGCUUAUAGUUGUCAAUGAAGAUUACUUCAAGUUGAUAAAUACACCUAUCGAUGCAAAUACAAACUAUACUGUUCCAAAGUUCACGAUCUUUGUACGAAGCAAUCUACAAACCAAAGUUCAAUACUUUGGUUGGGUGGUUCCUGAUAUAGUUAUUUCAGAAGAUGAGCUUAAAUCUUCAACUCCGUAUGACAUUCUGUCAUAUUGUGGCAAAAAGUUUAUUUGUGACGGCAUUACAGGUGAUGCUGCUUCAAAGCAUAUCGUGCCACAUUGUAUUGGGGUAGUUGUUCCAUCUUGGCCAUUUGAAAAUGAUGCAUCAAGUUUUCCUGAAGCUAAAGUAGUUGCGAAAAGGAAUACGCGACAAUGAGGUGGAUGACUUUUAUCAAACAUUCUGGAAAGAACAGAUUAAACUGAACGAAGUGUCGAAGCAAGGUAGACGGUUUCACCCGGACAUCAUAAAGUUUUGCAUAUUGCUUCAUUCCAAAGGACC
Messenger RNA from Ciona intestinalis (vase tunicate), 1867 nucleotides. The record is from RefSeq and is a predicted model, not a curated record. Lineage: Eukaryota; Metazoa; Chordata; Ascidiacea; Phlebobranchia; Cionidae.